Messenger RNA from Acanthosepion pharaonis, 648 nucleotides. Lineage: Eukaryota; Metazoa; Mollusca; Cephalopoda; Sepiida; Sepiidae. The record is from the annotation of a GenBank genome assembly.
AUGUGGUUCUUUUCUCACUCCUCCCUUUUCCCCUACUCUCUCUCUCUCUCUCUCUCUCUCUCUCUCUCUCUCUCUCUCUCUAUACCUUUUCUUUCUUUCUUUCUUUCUUUCUUUCUUUCUUUCUUUCUUUCUUUCUUCUCAGUCCGUUCAUAUCUAUCUCUUACUAUUCAUAUUUUUCUUAUGUCCCUAAAUUUCGUUUCCCCUUUUCCUCCUUUCUUUAUUUUCCCUUGGUGCUUUCUUUUUUUCUUUUCUGCUUUUUUUUCUGCACAACUUACUCUCCUUAUCUUUGUUAUCAUGAAAGCUUUACGUUUUCCUUCUGUUUAUCGACAGACUCUCAUUCAAACACUUGUUUAUUUUUUUCUCUCUUACUUUUGCCCUUUCUUUCUUUCUUUCUUUCUACAGUUCCUUCGACAUCUUUUACUUUUUAGCAACACCCUCCACUAUUCGUUUUCAACCGACAUCAUCUUAGAAAAAAAAAAACCCUCUAUUUUCUUGUUUUUCGCACGCAUUACUCCGAAAGCGUCCUUCCCCACUGACCACCCUUUCACCUUUCUGUUCUGCCACCGCUUCUUCUUUUUCUUUUUUUUAAAAAAAAAAAAAACUACAAACAUUUAUCUUUCUUUUCUUACCAUACUGCCAACUUUCUGA